AUGGCUACAAACACGACUUUGGUCUAUGACCUUCCUCCUCUCCCCGCGUACACGCUGGUUCCGCGCCCUCCCCUUGUUGCCGGGAUUCCGGACAACAUCCUCGCCCUGAUUCUUCCUGUUGUCGCAUACUGGACGGUGUCUAUGUUUUUCCAUCUUAUAGAUGUCUACGGUCUCUUUGCCGAUUACCGUCUACAUACGCCCGCCGAAGUUCUGACACGAAACCGUGUAACCCGCUGGGAUGUUGUAAAGGAUGUUGUCUUGCAGCACGUGGUUCAGACAAUUGCAGGUCUUAUCAUGGCGUACUUCGACGGCCAGGAAUAUAUCGGACGAGAGGAAUACGACGUGGCUGUGUGGGCGCGCCGUAUUCGCUUUUCCCAGAAGGCGUUGCCUUACCUACUCGCUGUCGUUGGCUUGGACGCAUCAGGUGUAGCGGCCAACCUAUCUCAGAAUGGACACAAGAUGCUCGCCGGGGCUAUUGCAGGUGGAAAAUACCCUGGCAUCACCCAGUCUGUCAUCUCAUCGACCGGCACUGAGACAGUGGCGCCUGCUUUUACUGCUUGGGAGAUGGCUUUGGCCAACUUUAUUUACUGGUAUUUCGUCCCUGGACUGCAGUUGCUCUGGGGCAUUUGCGUGGUAGAUACUUGGCAGUACUUCCUUCACCGCGCGAUGCAUAUGAACAAAUGGCUUUAUGUGAAGUUCCACUCACGCCAUCACCGCCUCUAUGUCCCAUAUGCCUUCGGUGCUCUCUACAACCACCCAGUGGAAGGGUUCCUCCUUGAUACUGCCGGUACUGGCAUUGGUUUCUUGACAUCCGGAAUGACCCAUCGUCAGAGCAUGUGGUUUUUCACUCUAUGUACCAUCAAGACAGUCGAUGAUCACUGUGGCUAUGCUUUCCCCUGGGAUCCCUUCCAGCAUCUCACAUCUAACAACGCCGCCUACCACGAUAUUCACCAUCAAAGUUGGGGUAUCAAGACGAACUUUUCCCAGCCAUUCUUUAUCUUCUGGGACCGACUUUUCGACACCCAGUGGAAGGGGGAGGUGAAGCUGCGAUACGAGCGUUCCCGGGAGGCUGCUGAGAAGCAGAUUGGCGGAGGAGCACAGCAAGAGUCCGAUGCUGACACCGAUGUGGCGUCUGAGAAGCCCGCCCAGGAUGCCGCAGUCGUCUCAUCAGAGGAUUCCGCAGAACGAAUGACGCGGAGCCGUCUCCGCAAGAAGACAGCUAACCUGUCUCCGAGCGUUGAUUCGCUGAAAGGCGUGAAUCACGGCGUGGCUAGCAGUGUCCUAUAG
Messenger RNA from Aspergillus calidoustus, 1287 nucleotides. Lineage: Eukaryota; Fungi; Ascomycota; Eurotiomycetes; Eurotiales; Aspergillaceae. The record is from the annotation of a GenBank genome assembly.